AUGCUAACUAAAAGUCCGAAGCCUGCAUACAAGAGAUUUAUCACGUUUUCUUUGAAGGCUGUAUUGUUAGUCGAAGCUGCAGGAUUAGCUGUCUCCUACGGUCUCUGGCACAAGUUAAAUUCCGAUAGAGAUUUUCGUCUGUAUAUGUACAAAAACUACAACUGGGCGUUAGAGGGUUACUACGGAGUUGGUGAAAAGUUAGCAAACAAUAAAACUAGGGAAUUAGAUCAGGCAGUUUGGAGAAACGAAGGCAAAAUAUAA
Messenger RNA from Arctia plantaginis, 261 nucleotides. The record is from the annotation of a GenBank genome assembly. Lineage: Eukaryota; Metazoa; Arthropoda; Insecta; Lepidoptera; Erebidae.